GUGCUAGCUAGCUAUUUGACCAUUCAACCUCCAUCCAAGAGCUGUCCUGCAGAGUCAUUCUCGUCCACAUGGUUUCCUCCUGUGCCUGUCCCUCCCCAUGGCGGGCAUUAGCUUCUGCCCAGGAAGCCCACCGCGGCGGCAACUCUGGCAGCACCAUGACCUAUUUUCAUCGCCACCGGCAUAAUCACGUUUCUGCCAUGCGACCCUCCCACAGCGGGCGAACACCGUCAUCGCACACUUGUGGGUGAAGCCUCGCCUCGAUCAUGUACUCAUACAUACACGAGUAUUUAUAUAUAUAUAUAUUGUAUAUUAGGCAGUGUAUUUAUAUAAAUCAGACGUAUCUUACUCUGGUGCGAGAG
This is a messenger RNA of Trichoderma harzianum CBS 226.95, 359 nucleotides long. RefSeq lists its product as hypothetical. Bases 69 to 248 code for a protein of 59 amino acids. NCBI's taxonomy places the organism in Eukaryota, Fungi, Ascomycota, Sordariomycetes, Hypocreales, Hypocreaceae. The transcript has a single exon. The record is from RefSeq and is a predicted model, not a curated record.